Menidia menidia (Atlantic silverside) is the source of this 1000-nucleotide messenger RNA. The record is from the annotation of a GenBank genome assembly. NCBI's taxonomy places the organism in Eukaryota, Metazoa, Chordata, Actinopteri, Atheriniformes, Atherinopsidae.
UCAGUAUGUGUAGCAGCUACAGCACAUCGAGGUUCUCUCUCGGUGGAAGACCGCGUCCGAGUGACAGCCCGUCUCCGCUCUUACCUUACUCACUCAACCCAAGUGCCAUGGAGGACUCGACUAGUUGACGUUUCCUGCUCCAACCUUCUCUUUUUAAGCUUUCUUCCCGUCUGAUCAACGUGUUCUCGACCCGGUUUAUUGACGCUUUGAACGACUUUGACGAGCUUUGACCAACCGAAAAUCAUGAAGUACAUCAUCGGCAUCGGCGGAGUGACCAACGGAGGGAAAACCACCCUCACCAACAGACUGAUCAAAAACCUACCCAACUGCUGUGUGGUCCAUCAGGAUGACUUCUUCAAGCCCCAAGAUCAGAUUGAAGUUGGUGAAGAUGGCUUUAAGCAGUACGAUGUCAUUACUGCUUUGGACAUGGACGCCAUGAUGAGUACGAUCUACGCAUGGCUGGAGAACCCGGUGAAGUUUGAGAAGUCUCACGGCGUGAAUAACACCUUGGAUACUGAGAUUGUGCCAAAGUCUGACCACGAGGAGGAGGAAACCCACAUCCUCAUCGUGGAAGGCUUCCUGCUUUACACCUACGAACCUUUGAUCGACGUGCUUAACCAACGCUACUUUAUUUCCAUCCCGUAUGAAGAAUGCAAAAAGAGGAGGGGCUCAAGAAACUACCUGGUGCCAGACCCGCCCGGCCUGUUCGACGGCCACGUCUGGCCCAUGUAUCUGAAACACAAGAACAUCAUGGAGGAAUCGGCUGUUGACGUCUUGCAGCUGGAUGGGAAGUUGUCCAAGGAGCAACUUUUCAACUUUGUCUACGGCAACAUCCUGAAUAACAUCCAAAAAUCUCUCUAACAAAGGUCAUCAGAUCGGCUUAAGGAAGCAUAUACUCAACCAGCAAGCAGAAGAACUCCUUUCCUUUAAGUUUUUUUUUUACCUGGCAGCUCAUCUAGCUGACUGCUAUGCUGUAUUUCUUUUUUUUUUUUUUUUUUUU